CAUUUGUCACCAUUGAUGACGGCAACGACAAGUAUCUUUCAAACACGUACGUGCGAAAUGCAGCGCUUCGUCUGUUUUGCGAGGAGCUUUGUGGCCAAAUAGUGGAGCGGACAAGCUUCCGUGAGGCACUUGCACCACCAACGGUUGCCUCGGUGCAGCAGGGAGUUGCGGGCUCUGUCCCUGAUGAGGUUCUCAUCCCGUUCCUUGCCUCCAUAUGCCGUGAGGAUGCCUUUGUCAGCAAAAAUGCGUUGGCAAGCGUCCUGUACCACAGCAUGAGUCUCCGUCCCGAUGUGUUUGGUCAGCCCCCCAUUGUGGACCGCUUCGCCAGGUUCGCCAUUGCCCGGAGAGGCAGCAGCAGUAGCCAUAAUAAUAAUAAUAAUAAUAAUAAUAAUAAUAGUGGAUCCGUGUCGCCGUUAGAACGAGGAGGCGUUCAUGGAAACGAUAAAAGUCCCGCUGCUGCCCCUGUUGCUGCGGGUGUGGGUAGCAAGGCAGGGGUGAGGGAGAGUUCGGCGAAAAGCCGAUUGAGUCUGGGGGUCUCGAACACAGAUGUGGUCCUUGAAAGUCCCAUUUCCUCCAAUGCAGCCGAGGCAACAAGCGAGGUGAUGGAUGUCACCUCCACCGCACAAGCAGAUGACGAGGAGGAGGACGAGGUGGAGACACUGAACCGGUUUAUGGCAGACCAGUCGGAUGAAACGGCCACGCGCACACACAAACGCACCCUAUUCUCUCUCAAUCUCACACUAGCGGAGGUGAUGGAGACCGCCAUGCAUUUUUCACAAAUGCGACCGACCUCACCUGAAGAAUAUAAGAAGGCAAUGGCCAUGAUACGAGCGGCAGAUGAUGCACGACACGAGCGUAUUGCAGCAUUCCGUAGUGCUACGCCAACAACCGGUUCUCAUAAUGGCAUGGGUUCGUCGCCGUCUUCUUCUUUAACCACCACUCCCACAGUUGGGUAUCCAGAUGCGGCGUUACAUAUUGAGGAACCAAUGCAUUUUGGUGUUGUUAUGCUUCAUAUUCGUUUUGCCCUGCGAAAAAUUAUUCAUGCUUCCAUGCGUCGCCUUGCGGCUCAGCAGGGACCCAAGACACUUUCUAUGAUGGUCGAAAUGUUGCGAGAGGUGGACCCCAAGUGGCACCAAAAUCAAAAUAACAACAGUGGUGAACUCCGUCGGCAGUCCGAUAGCAUGCUUGCCGGAACCCUCCGUGUGCUCGUGGCACGUUCUGUCGUCUGUGUCGACCUUGUAGGGGAAGCCGGGGAUCUUCUUGGCGGCGGGGCUGGCGGUCUAGCAAUAAGUGCAGUCGGCUUGCAGCGCACGGAGCGGGCAUUACAUUUGGUGCAGCGUGCGAAGCGCAGCGCUACUGGUUCUGGUGGUAAUACUGGUGACCACGUUAGCCGCCGUCGUCCUCAACGACAUCGAGGAGAUGGUGGUGCCAGAACCUCCUCUUCGGGCGAAAAACGUUCUAUUUCAUGA
This is a messenger RNA of Trypanosoma cruzi, 1469 nucleotides long. RefSeq lists its product as uncharacterized. The record is from RefSeq and is a predicted model, not a curated record. The transcript has a single exon. Lineage: Eukaryota; Euglenozoa; Kinetoplastea; Trypanosomatida; Trypanosomatidae. The annotation marks the transcript as partial.